AUGGUCGUAGAACGGAGCCACGACAAAUCUAAACAUUACCAUACACUAACCGACCACCAGUGCGACCUGAAGCGUCCCGAGUGCGGACAAUGCACAGACAGAGGUCUUGUUUGCGGAGGUUAUGAUCGUGACCGCGUUUUCGUAGUCCAGAACAUAAAAUUUGGACCCUCAGCGGGAGAAGACAAUGCUGGGGCGAUCGAACGUAAAAGCAGGGACAAGAAACGUACACAGCAACUGGAUUUCUUGAUUCCCGGCUAUCCUUGCCUAGAGAAUGAGGGAUUCCAGAUCGGCCGCCGUAGCCAAAUCGUUCUACCGCCCUCCCUGGCGCGGACUGCCUACACCCAGAACAAUAUGGGCCUUUAUCUCGACAUGUACCUGCCCUCCGAGGAGCCCAGUAAAGGCAAAGUCCUGGGUUUAGGAUGGCCCAUCUUCCUGAAUGACCUGUACCUCGAGGACGAAGCGUUGCGCAUCGCCCUUAUAGCUGUCACUUCUGCAGCGGCAGGACAAGCUCAUGGCGAUAAAGCUCUUAUGGAGCGAGGGAAACGGCUCUAUGGCUGGAGUUUGUGCGAGUUGACAAAAGCUCUGGCCAAUGAGAGGAGAGCGAAGAGUCAUGCCCUGUUGGCUGUUCCCCGAGUAAUGGGAUUGUUUGAGAUCUUGUUUGGAGCAGACUUGGAUCUGAGAAUCCAAGCAGAAAGCUGGCACAGCCAUGCCGCGGGCGACCUAGCAUUGAUGAAAGCACGGGGCCCCGAAGCGUUCAAGUAUGGAAUCGCGCACUCUCUUUUUGCAGAGGGGAGAAUGAAUCCAAUUAUCUCCUACUUGGGAUUACGAAAGGCGAUAAUAUUGAAUUCGCCCGAGUGGAAAACAAUUCCCUGGGAGGAAAUUGCCAAAACCCCAAAGGACGCCCUCCUUGAUAUCCUCGCUGCUAUUCCCGAGCUUCUGGAGGAGUUCGACAAGAUAAUCAAAUCUAGCUACGAAGAGAGCAGCCCUCGUAUACAUGAUCUACUAGACCGAUGUCGAAGGCUAGAAGAAGAGCUGGAUGGAUGGUACGCCCACAACCUCGAUAACAUAACCGAACCCAAAACAGAGGUCCCAGAGCACAUGAAUUUCCCCGAUUUGGCCAAUGCGCAUCUAUCAGUCCUGAGCUGGACGGCCUACGUGCUACUGUAUCAAGUCAUGAAUAACUUGAGUCCGCUGGUGAUGUCGCCAACUUCUUUGCAAUUCCCUCCACGCCAACCGUUUCGCAGAACCGGGAGGUUUUGGGCUCGCCGCAUUACUCGAGCUGCAGCUUAUUUCUUCAGACCCUCUUCGGGAAUAUGGGGCGCGGUUAUGAUAUCUUUUCCGACAGGAAACGCGCUGCUAUGUCUACGACUAAAUACAGUAGAGGAGGAUAAUGCAUACAACUCUCUUGUAUUUCAAUCUUGGGCGGAUCCGAAGCUACCAACCAAUAUCAAGUCUUUCCUGCUCAGCAUGCGGAAAGCCAUGGACGAAAGAAGAGGUUCCAAAUGGGCCAAACGAGUAAACUGA
Messenger RNA from Aaosphaeria arxii CBS 175.79, 1524 nucleotides. RefSeq lists its product as uncharacterized. The record is from RefSeq and is a predicted model, not a curated record. Lineage: Eukaryota; Fungi; Ascomycota; Dothideomycetes; Pleosporales. Bases 1 to 1524 code for a protein of 507 amino acids. The transcript is spliced from 4 exons.